CAAAAUCUACAAGAUCCAAAAAUAAAUUAAAAGUGCAGGAAACAGAUGAUCAUGAGCAACAACUUCGUGUAAUUAAAAAAUAUAAGAUGUUAGAAAGUGAUAAUCUUGGAAAACUUGCUUUCAAUAAUCCCUUUUUAUCAUGUGUUAUUGAUCUUGAUUAUAUAAGCAAAUUACUUGUUAACAUAUUUUCUAGAGAAGAACUUGAAUGUAUGAACAUUUGUGAAAAGAUGAGAUCAUGGAAAACCAUAGAAAAUGUUCUUAAAUUAUGGAUUAAGCAAUUAUCAGAAUUAGGACAAUCAACUUCCUAUCCAGAUAUCCCAAGCAAUUUAUCCAAAGAAGAAAAGAAGGAUACAAAAAUGUGUGAUGAAGGGAAUGAAAACAUAAGGUUUGAUUACGAUUUGUGGAUCUUAAAUAUGUCAGAUAAAGAAAAAAAAGCACACCGAAAUAAGUUUAAAUCAAAAUUGAAGCCUGAUUGGAUUUCGUCAUUUCUCAUCAAUGAAACUAAAUUUGAAUUUAUAUAUGGAGAGGCAACUGGUCCUCCAUUUUUACAAGAUCAAAUAAAAAUUGAACAAGAUAGAAGAAAGUUAAUAUGA
This is a messenger RNA of Entrophospora candida, 593 nucleotides long. NCBI's taxonomy places the organism in Eukaryota, Fungi, Glomeromycota, Glomeromycetes, Entrophosporales, Entrophosporaceae. The record is from the annotation of a GenBank genome assembly.